UCAACAUUCAGGGCCAAUUUUGCCCAGUGCCCUGCCUGCGUGAGUAUGAGAAACAUGGCGGAAAGCGAGUUGAACGUUGACAGCCUCAUCUCUCGAUUACUGGAAGUGCGAGGAUGUCGUCCAGGGAAGAUAGUACAGAUGACAGAGGCUGAGGUGCGGGGGCUCUGCAUCAAGUCCAGGGAGAUUUUCCUCAGUCAGCCGAUCCUGCUAGAGUUGGAGGCUCCUCUCAAAAUCUGUGGUGAUAUCCAUGGACAGUACACAGACUUGCUGAGGCUAUUCGAGUAUGGGGGUUUCCCUCCAGAGGCCAACUACCUGUUCCUGGGGGAUUACGUGGACAGAGGGAAACAGUCGCUGGAGACCAUCUGCCUGCUGCUUGCCUACAAGAUCAAAUACCCAGAAAAUUUCUUCUUGCUCAGGGGGAACCACGAGUGUGCCUCCAUCAAUCGCAUAUACGGCUUCUAUGAUGAGUGCAAACGCAGGUUCAACAUAAAGCUCUGGAAGACAUUCACAGACUGCUUUAAUUGCCUGCCCAUUGCUGCGAUUAUUGAUGAGAAGAUCUUCUGCUGCCAUGGAGGGCUCUCACCUGAUCUCCAGUCCAUGGAACAAAUUCGACGCAUUAUGAGACCCACUGAUGUCCCAGACACAGGCUUGCUGUGUGACCUGCUGUGGUCGGACCCAGACAAAGACGUGCAGGGGUGGGGGGAGAACGAUCGAGGAGUUUCCUUCACCUUUGGGGCCGACGUGGUCAGCAAGUUCCUCAACCGCCACGACCUGGAUCUCAUCUGCCGGGCACACCAGGUUGUUGAAGACGGCUAUGAGUUCUUUGCCAAGCGACAGCUGGUGACACUAUUCUCUGCCCCCAACUACUGCGGCGAGUUUGACAAUGCAGGCGGCAUGAUGAGUGUGGACGAGUCCCUUAUGUGCUCCUUUCAGAUUCUGAAGCCAUCAGAAAAAAAAGCAAAGUACCAGUACGGAGGGGUGAAUUCAGGACGCCCAGUCACCCCGCCUCGCACCACUCAGGCACCUAAAAAGAGGUGAGCGGCUGGCCCUGACUCUCCUGCUCCUCCCCCAGCUGGUCUCUGGCCCACGUCUCUGCAGUCUGCCUAAAACACUCCAGCCUUCUCUCAGUAAGCUUGUUCAUGUGUAAACAGAAACUCCAGGAGUGUUUUUUGCUUGUUCUGUGGGUAUUUUUAUGAACACGAGUGGUAUUUUUCUUUCCAUUUUUUGAUGCCAUGGUAUGUACUAACUCAGCCCUCAUUCUACUACUCAGUCCAUUCAGCAAUAUAAAAACCAACCCCUUGUGGAAUGGGCAAGAUUGUAAGAAAAGAUGCUUCUCAGCCUUCAGAUUAACAACUUCCAUUGUGUAUUUUGUGAAUGCAUGCACAUUUAUGAGACUGAGAUGGGUUAUUGGCCCUAGCCAUUGUAAAAUCCUUCAAACAACAGGGCCAAAUAUUUACUGUUUCACACUGACUUGUCUAAUGUCCAUGUAAUUUCCCUAAUAACUGCCAUUGUCACCUUCCAUAUUGGCCUAAAACAGAAAAUGAACAGUUUAAACAUUUUGGGAAUUAAGCUUAUUUGCUUACUCUUCGACUCAAGAAUGUUAUUCCUCCACACGGAGAUAUCAAUAAAAGCCAGAGAUUUUGGUGAUAAAAGUGCAAUAAAUACUGCUAGAAACCAUGCCAAAUGCAAGCAAGAACAUUUGUUAAGGCCUAUUUGAACUUUAAAAAAAAACUGUCACAGCCAACUCAUGCUGUACCUUUACUAGGGCAUUCACAAACAAUAGAUUAUCUGCAUUAGAUAAGUGUUUCCAGCCUCAGCUCUGAACAGUUUGUACCCCUCACAUCAGUUAAUGAGCAUUUGUGGUUGUUGAGGAGCAGAAUUUCCAUUAUUGGUAUGAAGUAGGGGAAAAAAGCAAUGCAAAAGCGUAAAAGGUUCCUUUUUUUUUUUUGUUCUGAUGUAAAUUAAGUGUACGUGGAAAUGUGGGAACAAAACGUCAGUGAGCACUUUGAGUUUGUGUCCUUUAGUCUGGUAAGUACAGU
Messenger RNA from Xiphias gladius (swordfish), 2039 nucleotides. RefSeq names its product serine/threonine-protein phosphatase PP1-beta catalytic subunit-like. Lineage: Eukaryota; Metazoa; Chordata; Actinopteri; Istiophoriformes; Xiphiidae. Gene Ontology annotation, biological process: regulation of circadian rhythm; circadian regulation of gene expression. The record is from RefSeq and is a predicted model, not a curated record. The transcript has 8 exons. The coding region runs from base 46 to 1038 and encodes 330 amino acids. Gene Ontology annotation, molecular function: protein serine/threonine phosphatase activity. Gene Ontology annotation, cellular component: nucleus; cytoplasm.